Letharia columbiana is the source of this 201-nucleotide messenger RNA. RefSeq lists its product as uncharacterized. The record is from RefSeq and is a predicted model, not a curated record. The transcript is spliced from 2 exons. Bases 1 to 201 code for a protein of 66 amino acids. NCBI's taxonomy places the organism in Eukaryota, Fungi, Ascomycota, Lecanoromycetes, Lecanorales, Parmeliaceae.
AUGAUGCCGGUGAUUCUUGUACCUGCCUCGACCACCAAUAUUGUGACCACCCUUGCUGGUGACCACUUCGAGCCUGACCUGCACGCUUACACCACAUUAUGCGGAUACUACAUCUCCGAUGCGCCUUUCGCCUGCGUACGCGGCCAAGACCCCUACACCAGCCUCAUGACAGACACCUCCUACGACUGCUGCGUAGCCUGA